AGACAGUUCAACAGAAUAAAAAAAGAAAUUUGUUAUAUGUUUCAAAAUUUGUUAUUGAAUUAAUUUAUUAUAUAAUAUAAUUUAAUCUGUUUGUUGUUUGGUAAACAAAUCAUCAUGGGAAUUCUAGGUUUAUCAAAAUUAAUUUUGGAUUUAGCACCUCAAGCUGUUAAAGAAAGUGAAUUAAAAAAUUAUUUCGGUCGAAAGGUGGCUAUUGAUGCUUCUAUGUGCUUAUAUCAGUUUUUAAUAGCAGUCAGAAGUGAAGGAGCACAAUUAACUUCUGUAGAUGGUGAGACAACGUCUCACUUGAUGGGCACAUUCUAUAGAACUAUACGUUUACUUGAAAAUGGUAUAAAACCAGUGUAUGUUUUUGAUGGAAAACCUCCAGAUAUGAAAGGUGGUGAGUUAACUAAAAGAGCUGAACGCAGGGAAGAGGCAGAAAUAGCAUUAGCAAAAGCUACUGAAGCAGGUGAGGCAGCCGAUGUUGAAAAAUUUAGUAGAAGAUUGGUAAAAGUAACUAAAGAGCAUGCUGCAGAGGCAAAGGAACUACUGAAAUUAAUGGGAGUACCUUAUGUAGAGGCUCCUUGUGAAGCUGAAGCUCAAUGUGCUGCUUUGGUCAGGGCUGGUAAAGUUUAUGCAACUGCAACUGAAGAUAUGGACGCAUUAACUUUUGGUUCUAAUGUUUUGUUAAGACAUUUAACAUUUAGUGAAGCUAGGAAAAUGCCUGUACAAGAAUUCCACUUUGAUAAAGUUUUGGAUGGGCUGUCAUUGAAACAUGAGGAGUUUAUUGAUUUAUGUAUCUUACUUGGCUGUGAUUAUUGCGAUAGUAUUAAAGGUGUUGGUCCUAAAAGAGCUAUUGAAUACAUAAAUCAAUAUCGAAAUCUUGAUACCAUUUUGAAAAAAAUUGAUACAACUAAAUACCCUCCACCUGAAAAUUGGAAUUAUGAAAAAGCAAGGGAAUUAUUUGUGAAACCUGAAGUUACUGAUCCGGACACAAUUGAAUUAAAGUGGACUGAACCAGAUGAAGAAGGUGUUGUAGCUUUUCUCUGUGGUGACAGACAAUUUAGUGAAGAUAGAGUGCGUUCGGGUAUCAAAAAAAUUAUGAAAUCUCGUAGUGGUAAUGUACAAGGAAGACUAGAUGGCUUUUUCAAAGUUCUUGGGACAACUCCUAAGCGUAAAGCUGAAGAUCCUAAAACUAAUAAAAAUAAAAAGGCUAAACCCAAUGCAAGUGGUAGAGGUCGAGGCCGACCUAAAUAAGUAACUGGUGUAGUUUAUAAUUUAUUUAUACAAUUUACAAAAAUAUUUCAAUCUAAUUUGUAUAUAAGUUUCUCAUGUUGAAGUUAUAUUAAUACUAUCAUUAUUUUUAUAUAAUAUGUUGAUCUGAUAAAUGCAACCUGUUUUUAU
Molecule: messenger RNA, 1401 nt
Organism: Ctenocephalides felis (cat flea)
Lineage: Eukaryota; Metazoa; Arthropoda; Insecta; Siphonaptera; Pulicidae
Product: flap endonuclease 1-like
Exons: 8
Coding region: 115-1254 (379 amino acids)
Cellular component (GO): nucleus
Molecular function (GO): 5'-3' exonuclease activity; DNA binding; 5'-flap endonuclease activity
Source: RefSeq, a predicted model, not a curated record